AUGCAGCGGGAGGUGGGCAGCUUUCCUAUCGCUCCAUCCAUCAGAGCGAGGCUGGUAGCUGCGGGCUUCCAUACAGUGCAAGAUGUGAUAGAGCUGGCAGUCAGUGAAGUGGCUGGAGAAGCCGGAAUAUCCGAAGAAGCUGCUCAGGAAGCACUGCAGAUUUUGCAAGGACAAGGCAAUGAUUCACAGAUACUAAAGCAUACCGCUUUGGAAUUGCUUGAGCAGGAGCAAGCUCAGGGAUGUAUCAUCACGUUUUGCUCAGCCUUGGAUGAAAUCCUUGGGGGAGGAGUGCCACUGGGAAAGAUCACUGAGAUUUGUGGCCCCCCUGGUGUGGGAAAGACACAGUUAUGUAUGCAGCUGGCAGUAGAUGUACAGAUACCAGAGUGCUUUGGAGGCAAUGAUGGUGAAACGGUUUAUUUUGAUACUGAAAGUAGCUUCAGAGUGGAAAGACUGGUGGAAAUUGCAAAUGCUUGUGUUCUGCACUGUAGUCUUAUUACUCAAGCCCACCAAGAAGAAGGUCACAGACUAGCUAUGCAAAGAUUUACUGUAAAUAACAUCCUUUCACAGAUUUAUUACUUUUGUUGUCAAGACUACAUUGAACUACUUGCCCAUAUACAUACCCUGCCUGACUUCCUAGCACAGCACGUAAAGGUAAAACUUGUAGUCAUUGACAGUCUUGCAUAUACUUUUCGGCAUGACCUUGAAGACCUGUCUUUACGGACACGUUUGCUAAAUACUUUGGCUCGGCAGUUGAUCAGCAUUGCUACUCAUCGAAAAUUAGCAGUAAGUACAUCUCUUUGA
Molecule: messenger RNA, 801 nt
Organism: Staurois parvus
Lineage: Eukaryota; Metazoa; Chordata; Amphibia; Anura; Ranidae
Source: the annotation of a GenBank genome assembly